Messenger RNA from Trichomonas vaginalis G3, 2493 nucleotides. Its product is annotated as armadillo (ARM) repeat-containing protein family. The record is from RefSeq and is a predicted model, not a curated record. The transcript has a single exon. NCBI's taxonomy places the organism in Eukaryota, Parabasalia, Trichomonadida, Trichomonadidae. The coding region runs from base 1 to 2493 and encodes 830 amino acids.
AUGGAAGAAUUAUUUCAAGACUUUUUAUCAGAAGACGAAGGAAUCAAAAACAAAGCUAUUUCGAGUCUCCUUCAAUUUAUUACUCAAAGUGAUGCAUUCGAUGUGUUACUUUCUUUCUUACUUCAACAUCUUAAUGAUCAAUUUACAAAUGUCAUAUGCAUUGUUAUUAAAGAAGCAAUAAAAACUCGGUUUAAUCUUCUAGAUUCACAAGAUAAGCAAGUCAUUUCUGAUAAACUUAUUGAAAUUAGUUUUGAAAUUGCUGACCAUUCAAUUUCUUACAUAAUGAGUUGCUUAGAAAUGAUAUUUGCCGAUAAGCUUAUAGAUAUUUCAUAUGUUUUUAACAAAUCUAUCGAAUAUUUGCAAAAAAAGGAAAAAAUAAUUCAAUCAUUGCUUAACUUAACGAACUACUUACUCAUAUUUGGAUGCCAAAAGAGUUUUUAUACCAAAGAAAAUGAAGAAAUCAUAUUAAUUUUGAUGCAAAUUACAGAAUCUUUACUUUCUGAUGUACAAAUAACGAAUAUGAAUGAAGCAAGUUCGAAUAUUAUUUAUUUGUCAGCUAAUUUACUCAUAGACCUAUGGAGAUCUCGUGCAAUUUUUACUUCAGAAAAUUUCUUUAGGAUUAUUCAAUUUUAUUUAACAUUUUUAUCAGAAGUUUCUCUCAAAUCAGACGUAAUUACAUCUAUUCUUACGUUUUUCCUGGAAUAUAUUGAUCGUUUUCUCAAUAUUAAAUCAGAAUUCAGCGAAUUUGCCAGUUCAUUCCAAGAAACAUACGCAGUUGAACUAUUAGAACGUUUAUUACGUAUAUUACAAUCAGGAGAUUCUUACCAGCGCUCAAUUUCCAUUAGAAUUAUUUCAAUUUACAUUCAGAACGAUGUUUUAAUAGAUAAUAUCAUUAACGAAGAAGUACUAUCGGCAUACAUCAUUCCUUCUUUGCAAUUAACUGAUGAAGACAUACAAACUUUUAAAAAUAUUCCAGAACAAUAUUUAUCUUUUUGUACUUCUCAAUCUCAUGAUUCAUUUAAAGCUAUUGUUACUCCUAGACAAGCUUUUGUUCUUUUUAUUGAUUCAAUUUCACGAAAAUCGACUAAUUUGACGUAUUUAUUGUUAAUCAAAGAAAUUUGUGGCCAAGGGAACUUUUCAGACGAAGAAACAAUAUAUUUCAUACUCAGUUGUCUGUCCUCACACCUCCAAGAAGAUAAUGAAUUAAUUUUAUUUUUAAUAAACAUAAUUCAAACGGAGAACGAGCUAAUUCAGUGCGAUUCUCUAUCAGGGCUCAUCAAUAUCUCCGAAUACAAGGAAGAGAGGCUCCAAAUAUCCCUUAAUUUCAUUAAAGAAGAUUAUAAUCCUUGUACAAGGCUUUUGGCAGCAAAUUUGUUCCAAGUCACCUUUGAUCCUCAAUCAGAUAUAGACAUUUCGGACCUCCAAACCAUCAUUGCCCCACUUCUUGACCUAUCAUCAGUUGUAUCGAACUCAUUACCCGGAAUUAUCCUUUGUUCGCUCAACAGAUGGUUCAAGGAUGAGUUCUCUCAAAUGGCUGAAGCGAUUGUGAACUCUUAUCUAAUUGCUUUUGCCCCAAAUUCUGACAACCAAAGUGGGACCAUCAUUUUAGAAGGAAUUUCAAGUAUCUUAGAGAGUUUGGACCCGACAACAGACGAAUUUUAUUCUAUAGCAGGUACUGUUAUAGAGUUUGUCGGGGAGCAAUUUAAUUCUGAAGGAUCUGCUUGUAAUUUGGAGUUAUUAAAUUUAUUAUCUACAAUUUCGGAACGAUCAUUAGAAAUUAAUGAUUUACUGAUAAGCGCGUUGAAUAUAAUACUCAGUAUCGAAGAUAAAUCAUCGUUUUCUAAUGGAAUUCUGAAAUUUAUUUCGAUUAUUGUUAUGAAGAAAGAAAUUACUUCGUAUUCAGUCCUCCCAGACAUAAUUAAAGCUGUAUAUGAGAUAGCUGAUGGCGAGGAGUACUUUGAAGCAAAAGCAGCUCCAAUUUUCGUAUUAUGUGGAAUUCUUCAAAUUUGGAAGAACAACGUGCUCCAAAUCGUUAAGGAUUGCAUGCAAUACAUAGAAUCUGAGAAUGAUUCUUUGUUUUUCGCUUCUUUUUCGGUUUUGGCAUCUGCAAUUUGUUAUUGCGACCAAUUUUCUCUUCCUGACGACCUUUUGCAGUAUUUUGUGUCCUCCUAUACAAGAUACAGCCACUGCGAACCAUCUAUUGGUUUAUUAUACUGUUAUGCGCUGUCAAAACUCGCUGUUUCCCAGAAAAACACUGAGAUUUCGAACAUUGCUGUUGAAACAACAAAGAGAAUGAAGUUUUUACAGGAAUGUUACGAAAAUUAUGAAGAAUUAGACAUCGAUGAAUGCGAGGAUUACUUAGAAUUACCUUUCCAUAAUCUUACCUCUGACUCUUUGACAUAUUCCUCUGCUCUUCAGCCAAUUCUGGAAAAUUCUGAAAUGAGAUCAUCAAUAAAUGACCAAGAUUUCAUUGAAAAAUUGACACACUCAUGA